CACACGUUUUGACGUCCUAUAGAUGCUGCGCUCGUUCGUAGAUAAUUGCCCGGAUAAACAUUGAGUGUUGCGUAACGCAUCCGGUCUUUGUUAAACCUCUCGGCGUAUUUACGUGUCUGUUCUCUUCCAUCUCGCAUUUGUACUAUAUAUGAACAUUGAGAAACAAAAAUCUCCACCGUGAGGGACGCUAGUGUCGCCAAUAAUGGCCGCCAAAGAUACGAAACUCGCGUCAUCCUUUUUCCUUGUGUUACGAAAAGAAGGCAUUGAAUUUCGGGAGCGGAAACGGAAGUUUAUGAUUUGUUGACUUCUCGUAUUCUUAGAAUUAAUUUUCACAUCCUGACAAUUUUUAAUCAAAAAUGUGCAAGGUUGAGAAGAUUGAAUAAUUUUUUUCCAUUUCUAACCUAUCUCGUGUCUAAUAGAUUUUGAAAAUGAAUUUCUGCGUCUUUGAUUUUUGACCCCGACUUCGGAUCCUCGACAACACCGACCGUCGGAUUAUCCCGCGUUCGAUCUUUGUUAUUCGUGUUCCGACAAAAUGGAGUUGAGAGUCACAUGCACGAGUAUAUGAGAGAAAACUGGUCGGCUCUUGGCACGUAGUGCAGGGGGUUCUCGGAGCUGUGUAUGGGCACAUAACCAUAAACGGCAGGUUGUUCGGUAUCCUCCCAAGGCUGGAAGGAUAACUCGACAAUCCGUUGCAAAAAAGCAUCCUCCGGUGAAAAUAUGCGGUCCGAGUGUCGCGUCAUUUUUCGAGAAUAAAAAUAUCGUACUUUGUUCGAUGCGAUCGUCAAUGCGAAUAUAAAAAAUUCGAACGGCUGUCGGUGCGGUACCGUUGAUUCGUCGUGCGUAAUGAGGCGUCCUUGAACGCUGUGUCAUUACACAUAGCCACAAGUGAACGAUUUCUGGCUCGACGAGUGGAGGCAAUCGUUUCCGGAUGCGAGAGCGAGCGUCGCGUUUCCGGAAGUCCCGGAGAAUGUAUUCGAGCCUCGAGCACAGAGAUCUGUCGGAAUGUCAGCUCAUGCAAGUACCAGACGCGGUCUAUCAUCUAAUGAGACACACGGAAUUAAAAAGGUGCGAUCUAUCCGGGAAUGUAAUAACGAAAAUACCAGCGAAAUUCGCCUUCAAAUUCUCACUCAUAACAGAAUUGAAUCUGAGCCACAAUCAAAUGAGCAAACUACCUGAAGAAUUGGCGGAACUCCAGGAACUGGAGAGUCUCGAUAUUUCUCACAACACGUUUAUAGCCCUGCCAACGGUCGCAUGUCGGAUACCACAGCUCAAAAGACUCCUUGCGAACAACAAUUCCAUCAUUGCCGUGGAUAUCGAGCAAGUGAGACGUUCGCCGGUGCUCGAGUUCAUCGAUCUCCAACAGAAUCCUCUGCCACCGCGGGUGCACGAUCUUCUGGGUACCCUCACAGAGAUCCGAGUAGAAAUAACACCUCGCGAGGUGGAAGAAUGGGAGGAUCUGACGGUUUGAUAAGCUCCGAAAAAGUGGAUUCAUCGUUUGACGUCGGCCAAAAAGAAGAAAAAACGAAUCGAUCGUGACUUUUGACGUUCGAGGAGUCCAUAAUUUUUUUCCAGGAGAAAAACGCCCCGUGACGAGAUCUUUUAUUGAGAUGGCCAGCUCAUGGACUCCGUCGGGACGAAAACUGAUUCAAAAUCUGCAAAAAAAACAAUAAUGAACGGAAAGAAGUAAAAAAGGCAAAAAUAGAAAAAAAAAUAACACGAAAGGAAUAUAUUGGAACGGGGCGAAAUGAAUUCAUGAUAGAAUAGUAUUUUGUACAGUGAUAAUAGACUGAUGCGCCUUUGUAUAAAAAAAAAAGAAAAGGAAAAACGAACUAAAAAGAAAAGCGUGCGGCGUGGUCGACGGUGAACAACGCCAAAGUGAUCCUACGUAUCUCUAUUAAUUAAUUUAGGGAUUAAAGUGAAAAAACGAAGCGACAAAUAAUCAUUGGAAUCGUUAUAUUAUUAUACAACGUACUUAAUCGUGUGAAGGGCGACCACGAAACGAGAAUUUUGCACUCCCCUAUUUUUACCGCAAGCGAUUAAUGAAACUGUGAUUGAUUUUUCUUUCAACUCUGACUCGCAUCGAAUAAGAAAAGUUCAAUUAUUGAAAAGCAGGCGUAAGUUGUUGAGAGAUGUUUCUUUUAAAGUUUCUAGUGGGCUCUCGAAGCACGAUUCUCGCAGCAAACGUGAUCCUCCGGCAUGCUUAAACGCGGGCGAUACAAUUUUUUUUUUAAUUUGUUAGUCAAGUGGAACCAAAAAAUAACGAAAUCCAGUUUUUCCUUUGCUACAUUUUACAGGUCUCUGAAAUUAUUUCAUUCCGUUUUCAAUCUCGGAUAGAAAUUUUCAUAUUACGAAGAAUUGUACAGAGUGAAAUGUCAAAACAUUGAUUUGAUUUUAAGCGCAUCUCAAGCCGGUUUUAGACAAAUUUUAGUGAAAUUUUUGUCGAUCUUUCAAUUGUGCUUUUCGGUUUUCCUCAAAAAGUUUGCACCCCAAAAUUCUUUAAAAUUUGAAUGUUGAUGUAUGAAAUAAUGAAGAAAAAGUUCGUUGCAACUUUUUCGGUGCCCCACUGACGUAUGAAAUCGAUUAGGGCAAUUUGACGCUUUUUACCUUUCCUUUUCAACUGUAAAAAAAAAUCAAGCACGCCAAGAAUUCUAUACCUACUGCCAAUAUCGAACGAGAAAGAAGACUCGUCUUUUUUCCCCCUUUUUUACUGUUAUAAAAUGCAACAAUCCGGAACGAGCAUUUUUGUAUCCGCGACUGGGAGUUACGAUAAGCAAAGCUUGUACAUUUAAUAGUGAUUCUCUGUUUUUCAAGGGUCUCCAGAAGCUACGGUGCGUAUCUCGUGGAUUUCUCAAUACCGAAAUCCCUGAAGAUGCCUUGUAUUUACCACUGUAUUGUUCGAUCUAGUCAAUUGUCCUCGGGACGUUGCAAUACACAAUAUACGAAAAUGUUACAUUUUCGUAUUAUAGACUCUAAUGAAAACUCUUCGAAAUCGGCGAAGCCAAUUUUUUAAUUGAAAAUAAAAAUACUGACGCACAUCAAGGCAAAGCACAUUGUGACAAUUCGCAAAAAUCCUACUAUCCGAAAAUGUAAAAUAAGUUUUUUUUUCUUUCAUUUCAUUCGAAAAAAUAGAACCUGUGAAACAGCCAAUCGUUUUUUUCCUACGAAAUAUAUUGCCGAAAAAUUCGAAUUCGACGAAAAAAAUAUUUUUAAAUUUGAACCAAAAAUCCGAAUUUCCAAACAUAAUUGGAACAAAAGUUCAAUGUUUCUCAUUACUCGAUUGGGAAAUAUGAAGGAGACAAUUAAUUGAUUCACCAUCUUCGUGUUUUGCUUGUAAAUGAGUUAUAUUGGUUUAGUACCUGUAUUUUCUCAAUAUUAAUAAAAUAAUAAUAAUAAUAAUAAUAAUAAUAAUAAUAAUAUGUAUAAUGAGUCGCAGAGUUAAUUAUCUACAAUACUUGUCAAUGGAUAUAAAAUCACAAAAUAUACAUAGAGUGGACACGUUCGAUAUCUGAGAGAUAUAAUACAAGAAUUUGUCUAUC
Molecule: messenger RNA, 3536 nt
Organism: Venturia canescens
Lineage: Eukaryota; Metazoa; Arthropoda; Insecta; Hymenoptera; Ichneumonidae
Gene: Sclp
Product: leucine-rich repeat protein soc-2-like
Exons: 4
Coding region: 929-1468 (179 amino acids)
Molecular function (GO): protein binding
Source: RefSeq, a predicted model, not a curated record